AAAAUUUCCGCUGUCAGUAGCGCUCUAUACUCGACAUUCCUGCUUCGACGUCUGACAAGAAAUGGAGAGCAAUUCGCCUACCAUUUCAGCUGAACCAGUUGUUCAGCAUCGCCAUGUUCAAAUUCAGACACUCUCUAAAGCCAUAGACAAUGCCUCUAACGCUCAGCUGUGGAAGGCAUUAGGGCAACCUGACGUACCUGUCAUUGUAAUGUCGAACAUCUGCACGCAGAUCGUACAAGGAGUAAAGACCGACAUUGCCAACCUGGUGCCUGUGUUGGAUCAGCUGACUGCAUUCAUCCUAACCGUCAGGAAUGUUACAAAGGAAAGUGUGCUAUUACGUGCAAUCACUAAGCUGCUGCUUUGGUACUGCACGCAAGACGACAGCACCAUAACGUUCAGCGUGCACGCUUCACACUCCGGGCACGUUCAUCCUUUCAUUACUUUAUUGCAACAUAACCAAGUCUCGAACGAACAGCUAUUAGUUGAAAUUGAUUAUGCUCUGAGUCAUGAAGUUGCAUGCGUUUUUCCCGACAAAUUCUUUGCAACAUUUGAGCCACUCUUCGAUACUAUUUUACUUUUACCAUCCACCAUAUCGCCAUCCAUGUUGAUAAAUAGGAUCACAAAGUGUAUCAGCACGACAUCUUCCGAAUCAUAUGAUGAACUUCGAACCGAAGCGUUGAAUUAUUUACUCUCGGUGGCCGAACGAUCCUUUCGUCAAGAUGGCACUAUGCCAUUUCUCCUGCUUUCUGAGAUUACGUACAUAUUGGUGGAAUGCAGCGAUCUACAUGCCCUAUUAGAAAGCGAAGAUCUGCAUCAGAAAGCAACUGAGCUUAUCUAUAUACUUUUACAAACAGCUUGUGACGCGGCCGCGGCAAAUCUCCCAGUUCUAUCAUAUAUCCAGCUAAUCCAACAACUCAUGUCCGCAACAGAUCUUUGCGACCCCAAUGUUCCCAUUUGCAAGUACAACCCUGAACUUUUGUGGACAAGUUUGUCUUUGAUGCUUUAUAGUGCUCAGACUAUGGAUGAUCAAUCCAUCUUGACUGACCUAUUAGCUGACAUAUUGCCCUCAACGUCGCCAUCUAUCUUAAGAGUAGCUUUAUUCCCACUCAUACAAACCCUAACAGAGGUGGAAAACGACUCCUCAACCAACAAUGUGAAGCUACAGAUUUUGGAAAUGAUACAAAUGAUCCAAGGUCGCCCGCCACCAAAUGACGAUGUCUACUUGCAAAAAACGUUGAGCAUAUACCAGGAGAUGGAACAUUUCAAAAUAGGUGGAUUCCUGCAGUAUGCUGUAUCAUCUAUUAUUAACAGAGAACCUUCCGACAUGCUAAAAGAUUCCUCGGCUGACACUGUACCACGGCAAAUGACAAUGGGCAUAGCGCUCCUCCGCCUAACACCGACUUUGUUCGAAAUGUCAGGGGAAGCUCCACUACAGAGCGUAGACAACUUUGUACGAAUUGCCACAAAAGCCUGUUCAAGCUCAAAGAAGUUCCCUGCAUUACUUCUACUGCUACACGUUCUUCAUGAGAGUCAUGAUCAAGCAGAGUAUACCAAUCAUAUUUUACAAGUCAGCAUACCCUCUUUGGUCCGUUCGAAUGAUCCAGUUUUAACCUCCAAAGUCCUUAAAAUUGCUAUGUCCCUCAUACAAGGGCGUACACCAAAGCAUCAAGGUAUCUUCCAUAAAGACACAAUGACGUCGCUCACCUGUGUUGGAAUUCGAAUGCUGUGCACCGUUUAUGAAAAGCAACCCAGAGUUUGGCAAUACCUGAAGGUAGUCAUUCUGGAUUGGAUCAAUUACCGAAAAUCCGGUGCUCGUGGAUUCUCUAAGCGGCCACUCACCGUCAGUGAGCAUCAGACAGAAAUGGCAAUUCUCCUCACUACUAGAAAAUUAUUUGAAGAGAAGCCCAUGGAAACGGCUCAAGACAUUCUUCCAGGCAUUGUGUCUCUGUUGCAAACCGUAUCUGAUUUAUCCAUGCCGAGCAUUGCCUUGAUAGUUCUCUCAAUCAAUGCAUGCGUGAAAGCCGACUUGUUAGAUGCCAGAUCAAUCUGGACAAUCGUUCUCAGCUACGUUGCUGCGUAUGUAAACUCGCAAAAACAAGAAUCAAGCAUCCCGGUAAUUAAGGCGUUAUGCAAAUUCUUCGAAAUUGUGGGUGGCCUAAAGGAUGAUAGUGAACCUGUUUCAGCUAUGCGAGAAACAAUUUUAAUGGAGUACAUCGCUGUGUAUAUCAAGUCCACUAUUCCCGAAAUCAAAAAGGCAUCCAUUUCGGCCCUAUCAUGUUUCCAACCUACCGAUAUCAUGUCCAUUAUGGAAGAACGCCCGAAAGACAGCAUCAACACAAUGCUCUCUGAUGGCGCCAUUCACGGGUAUGCAGGUUCACUCGCCAAAUUAAUGACUUAUGAGCUGGAUCAUAUGCGCCGUGGCCUGUUCAGAGAAGGUGAUACUGCGCAAAGUAAUCGAAAACCUGCCACCGAAAGCAAAUGUAGCCAAGAAUCCACUAGUCAAGAGCGUCAGAUCCUGCAAAAAAUAGAAAGCGAAUGGAAGAACUUCUCUGUUAGCCCUGGCUUACGUAGUGGAUAUGCCUUAGCAAGUCUGUUUGGAUAUCGCGUCACAAGCAGUCCGGCAAGAGUGCCUGCAGAUUUGACGAGACAGAUGUCAGCUGCUUUGACGGACAUCAACUUGUCGGACCAUUUGUUGAUUCGAAUCGGUUCUUUUUCAGCAUGGGAAGCAUUGUUUGAGGAUGCUAUCGGAAGUAGCGUGGAGUCUGCUGAACGACAGACUGAAGGGGUCAUUGAUGACCUUCUCAACCGAUUAGCAUCCAGUAAAGUCCCUGGUUUGACCUGUAACAUUCUUACGGCUCUAUCAGGAUGUAUUAUGGCCCUGCAGAAACUGUCUGCCUCAGCUGCAACCACUGCCGCUGCUAAAGUGAUGGAACGAUUAAUGCCUGACUACUUUGUAAGCAAGUCCAGCGAAAAUGCCGCCGCAUCGUCCUUGGUUCUCAAUGAAGAUGUUCAGUUUGCCGUCCGAUUCUGUAUUGGAAAUAUAUCUGAAUGCGUCAUAUCCAAUGAAAGGAUGAUCCAAAGCCUUAUAGCCCAACUCUUGAAAGACCUUCAGGAACACACAUCCAAGGUCACAAUCGAAGCUAUAGUGGAAUUACAGGCAUUCUCUUCAGGUUACGGCUUGGCCCGUCUUGUAGCUGCUAUGUGUGGAUAUUCCACCAAAGCAGAGUACAUCGAGUCUCUGAGCAACAGCACAUUGGCGACUCUUCUCAACCUCUGUUUUGACGCACGUUUGUCAGAGAGCGCUGUGCUUGGUAUAUGGAUGGGAUUGGCGUCUCGCUUCGAUCUAAACGAAGUAUACUCUGCUCGUCAAUUAGCUCAGCAAAUCAUCACUAAUUAUGAUAUUGGAAAGUAUAUGAACAAUGGCAAGGCUAACCUCAUUGGCGCAUUUUGGCUCUGUGCAUAUGCUACUGCUCAAGACGGCAAACACAUACAACCAAACGACAUAGAGCUAAUUUCAAGAGUAGCUUCAAAGAAUAUCAACAAGGAUACUGCACUUGGCCAACAGCUCGUUGUUCCUUAUGGGUACAUGCUCUCACACAUACCAAUUAAUGCUGACAGCUUUCAAUAUGCCCAGCAGUAUCUGCUCGAUCUUCUCAAUCAACAAUUUAACGCUGUUAAAACUACUGAAUCUCCCAUGGACACCAAGGUGGCUGCGGCAUUGACCCUUUCGGCUAUGCUUGGGACUGACUACCUAAACCCCGUCAUAGUUGAGGACAAACUAGACGAGGAUACUUUGGAAGUAGAGCAUGCAAGUGCCCAAGACGGUAAAAGUGCAGCUCAGCAAGGUUCAAAUGCAUGGGACUUCAUUGAAAAGCAAAGUUUGCAACAAGCUUGUCCCAGCCGUCGAGAUGUCAUGGAUGUCGCCAUACAGCAGAUUGGUAUAGGCAAGUCCAACGUGACAGGAAACCUCAGAGCCGGCAGGAUCACUGCUUUCACUGUGGGUAAUCUAUGUCGAAAAGCUCUGUUGCAAGAACAGCAUAAGAACAGCUUGAAUAAUCCAAGUGACCUAGAAAUCAUGGCGUCCACUUCUGCAGAGCCCAAGUCCUAUUCACGAUUAGCGCAAACAACCAGCUGGCUGAGAAAUGUGUUUGACACUCUGGUGGAAAUUAGCGCCCAGCCCGUCCAUAGCAUAAGUAACAACGCUACUAUGCUACUCCUCGCACUUCAGCAAACCAUAGGUCCACUCGCACCGGUGAACUGGUUUCCGAUCCUACUAAACUUGUCCAAGAUUUCGACUGAUAUUCAUUUAAGCUGCAUUCACUUUGCAUCAACUCACGCUUCCUCUUCUACGUCAUUGACAGAGUUUAUCAUUGUUCAACUUCGUCAAGUAGCUACAUACCUAGAAAAAGGCCAAAGUGUGGACGACAGGGUCAUCCAACUACUUGUUUCUGAAGUUGGAUUAGGCAAGAUGAUGGAACUUGCCGGCCUCUUAGAACAGGCGCCUUCUUCCACAGUGGGACAUCAUCGACGAGGUGUCAACGCAAUGCUCAAGCCGAUCAAAUUAUCUGAAGAAAGAUGCUUCGAAACAGUCAAUGCUCUUGUGUCCGUCUUUGCAAAAUUGUCGGAAGACUGUAGACAUACAGCUUUACAUACUCUUUCCCUCCAUUUGCACGACAAGUCGGAUAAACUCACCUGCGAUCUUCAUCACCUCGUAUAUCAACAGCUAUUGAGUCGUUUGGUCAAAGACACCAAUCCUCCAAGCGAUACCAUAAUACAACUUACGGUGCAAUGCAGUCUCGCAAGCCUAAACAUUGAAAAUCUACUCAAAGACUUAGAUCAAGUCUCCAGCUCUGAUAUGCUACACUCUCAAGUUGUUGUCGCAUGUGAAGUAUGCCAACGACAAGCAGGAACGACACAAAAAUCAUCUGUUCAAUAUCUUUCCACCAUACUACGAUCCUUAAUCAUGUUCAAAGGAGAAGUUUAUACCAAGACCUGGACGGUGUUGAUUCAUACUAUUGCAUCUGAUGCGAAUACGAAAAACACAUUAGACAAAUAUCAGCUCCUUAUAUCCAUGCUGGAUAUUGUUAUCAUUGUUCUUUCGCUCAAAGCCUCAGACCGAUACAGCUAUGCUAAACGAGGAAUCGCCCUUGGACUUCGGUCCGUGAUAGAGAUAUGCUGGUGGGCUAUCGAUGCUCCUCUGCAAAACGUUCAUGCUACGGCCUUAGAGCAGGCAAGCUAUUUGAUGGGGCAAGUGAUUUCGUCCGCCCAAGCGACAGGUUUUGUCAAACAUGAUCAGCUGUUGAGUCGUUUGUUUAGAGUACUAGAGAUUGCGGAAGAAGACCGAGACCUCACAGCCGAGGCGCACGUCAUUCAACGUAUAUUCGUCAAAACCCUUCGAAUAGUAUAUGCGAGCGGGAGUGGACCAGAGCAGAAUGGUUACAAAAUUCUUUGAUAAUAAAAUGGUGGUUGCAUGAUGUGUGCUUGUGUUUCCAGGUACGCACGUGGAAAGUCAUCUUUUUGG
Umbelopsis ramanniana AG is the source of this 5521-nucleotide messenger RNA. RefSeq lists its product as uncharacterized. The transcript has 5 exons. Lineage: Eukaryota; Fungi; Mucoromycota; Umbelopsidomycetes; Umbelopsidales; Umbelopsidaceae. The coding region runs from base 62 to 5452 and encodes 1796 amino acids. The record is from RefSeq and is a predicted model, not a curated record.